Molecule: messenger RNA, 1972 nt
Organism: Anarrhichthys ocellatus (wolf-eel)
Lineage: Eukaryota; Metazoa; Chordata; Actinopteri; Perciformes; Anarhichadidae
Product: von Willebrand factor C domain-containing protein 2-like
Exons: 3
Coding region: 310-1077 (255 amino acids)
Biological process (GO): negative regulation of BMP signaling pathway
Cellular component (GO): AMPA glutamate receptor complex
Molecular function (GO): protein binding
Source: RefSeq, a predicted model, not a curated record
CAUGUAUUAUAAUAUUACGUGUCUUGUUGCUUGUUACAACUAAACUAAACUUAAAUUAGUUUCAUAAAAUCACUUCCGGAGCUUUAAAGACCAACUCACUAAGUUUGCUGUUAAUAUUUCCUGUUAAUACAGUCACAGCUUUAAAGGUGCGCUUGUUUUUUUUCCGCCAUGUGUAUGAAUGAACUCCUGGGCAGCAUGUCAGUGACACUCCGGACUGACGCGCGUGUAUCGGCGUCACCGGCGCCCCUGAUGGUGGGAGAAUCUCACAGACACGCAGAUGGUUAGUGUCGGUGAGGGUAACCUGUAACCAUGAGCCAGCCGCACCGCGCGUUCAGCUGCCUCUCCAUCGCGCUCGUCCUGCCGCUGCUCCUGACGCCCGGUCCGGGGCGCGUCGCGGAGCUCGCGGUGGCUGCGGAGUACUCCUCCAAAACCGACUUGGAUUACGAGUUCGGGGACUACCGGGGGAAGUGGUGCAUCGACGACCACGGGUUUGUUUACGGAAUCGGAGAAGUGUAUUACCCGAGCCCCACGGCGUGUCCGUGCACGUGCACCGUGGACGGCCCUGUGUGCGUCCAACCUAAGUGUCCCCGCAUCCACCCCCGGUGCACGCGGAUGAGAUAUAAAGCAUGCUGUCCGGUGUGCGAGGCUAUGGCCAGGGUCUGCGUCUACGGGGGAAAAACGUACCGACCCCUUGAGGAGUUCAGGUUGUCGAAGUGUGAGCAAUGUCGCUGCGAGGCCAACAGAGAGGUGUACUGCAGCAUUUCGGACUGCCCCACCCCGCACUGUGUCAACCCCACCUACGAGCCCAACCACUGCUGCCCCAUCUGUAAGACUGGUCCCAACUGCUUUGCUGGGAACAGGGUGAUCCCAGCGGGGGAACGUGUGAACAUUGACGAGUGGACAGUAUGCUACUGCACCUACCGGGACGGGACGUGGCACACCCAUCCCCAGGCCACAUGUGAGAAGCCCCCCCAGCCCAGCUCGACACCCAGCGCCCGCACCGAGGCCCCCGCGGAUGAGGAGUCCAGGGGGAGAGGAGGGGGCCCGUUUAUUCCCAGGCUGCAUGUGAUACCAUGAAGGGGAGUGUAAAUAAAUGAAACCAUUUAUCUAUUAGGAUCAGGACAACAUUAAUCAACCUGCACAUUUAUGUUAUAAUAAUGAGACUAUUUCUGAACAUGUUCAAAUUCAUAUUUCUAACAAUUUCCAACAAUACACCAAAUAUUUUCGGAAUAUGCGGACAAAUUCACUUGAAAAGAAAUAAUUUGCAUGACAUUGUGAAUACAUUUCACAUUAUCCCUCAUUGGUGCUGAAACAAUUAAUUAAUUGUGUGCCCCCCCCCUUACUUACUAAUGAUACUCCUGUCGAAUGUAUUACUCUGGCUGAGCAUUGCAUACUGCAUUCGGUUGCAAAGUUAUGAUCGGAAAAUUAACACUUUGAGGAGCCUAGCAAAGUCAAUUAAUUGAUUAUUGGAUCGACAGAAAAUUCAACAUAAAUUUUGAGUGUCACUUUUUUAGUUUAAACUAAUUUAUCAGGCAAAAACGUUCACAUUCCUUCCAGCUUCUAAAAUGUAAGGAUUAGCUGCUUUUGAAUAGAAUCUCUUUGAGGUCUGGACUGUUGGUCAGGAAAAACAAUGUGAAGGUGUCAUCUGAGAAAAGAGUUGUUAGUCACGUGGGAAGCAUGAAGAGGAAUGAAUUGUGAAGAGGAGCUACGCACCAACAUCGGUACCUAAUGCGGUGAGGCCACCUUUGUCUAGACCAACGGUUCACAAACUUUUUAGGCCACGCACCCCCUUCUACAUCCCGACUGGGUUCACGCACCCCCAAUCCCCCACACCUUAAAAAAAAAAAAAAAAGCAACAGAGCCUAUUUAUAGCCGCAUAAAAAUCGGCGUCACAAGGCGUCACUUUGAAAGACCAAUAAGGAUGGCGAGGACACGUCUUCGGUGAUUAUGUGAGUCAUAGCAUGAAGGCAAA